CUUCCUCCCACAUCUUCUUCUUUAUGUUUUUGUCACUAUACUCGUCUAAUAACUUAUUCCACAAAGAUGGCCUUUCUUUAAUAGCUAAAAUGAACCUUUCGGUAUCAAAUUCAACCUCAGCCAUUUCAAAUCUAAAACUUAACCUCAAACAAGACUCACCUCGACUGUAUCUGGCCGCGCACUGGUCGCUUGACAGUGCGCGUUGUCUCAUCUAACUGCGUGUUUUCAUUGGCCGCGUAAAAACAUGUGGCCGCGGCGGCCAAGACAGAAAAUUCUGGUCGCGGCGGCCAGGUGGCCGCGUCGUGGCCGCAACCGCUUGGUGCGUGUUGUUACAAUGGGUGAAGUGAAUAAAGCUGAGCAAAUGCUCUUUCCUCCAAAAUAUGAGUACGUACUCCGGUUUCAUGUGAAUAAAAAGAACUUGCUCAGUGGAGGCUCGGAGCACUUUCUCAUGUUGACGACUAAACAAUUGACUUGGAGUAUCUACUCACCUUUUUAGGUGAAUAAAACUAGGCACUUGCUCCAAAAUGUGAGCAGGUACUCCAGAAAUUACCGAUCUACUCAUUAGUAGAUACAACUUGCUCAAGUAAAGACGUUCAAUCUUGUGAUGGCAGAGUUUUUACCUUUUCGUGUUGUAAAACUUUACAGAGUGCGUCGGGAAUCUCUACAGCAAGACUAUCGAGCUCUUUAUCGUUUUAAUAAAAUGAAUUUUGAGUGGAUUAGUGAUCAUUUUCUUGGGGAAAACUUUGAAAGGCGUGGUGGUGCGUUGUCCAAUUUGGACAGAAUGGGUACUUUUCUUCGAUAUGUUGGUGAUCCUGGGUCUCCGAGUGGUGUUGCCGAAGAUGUUGGUAUCGACAGAACUACAGUCUCAAAAACCAUUUCAGAUGUAAUGGCAGCUAUAUUACUGAAGAAAAACGUAUGGAUAAAAUUUCCUUCUACAAGAGAAGAAAUGGAACAACAAAAAGCCAAUUGGCAAGAAAAAUACAGAUUUCCUUCAGCCAUUGGAGCUGUUGACUGCACUCAAAUACCUAUACGCAAGCCUUCUGAUCAUAGCGAUGAAUAUAUAAAUAGAAAGGGGUUUCCAAGUAUAAAUGUGCAGGCAACUUGUAAUUUUGCUGAAGAGUUCACAAGCGUAGAUGCUUCUUGGCCAGGUUCAGUGCAUGAUGCACGAAUUUGGAGAAAUUCAGAUAUUUACAGAAUUAUGGAAUUCAAUGCACUCCUAAUUGGAGAUUCACAGUAUCACAGAUUCACUCCAAUCCAUCACAGGCCUUACCUUGAACAUGAUACAGACAGGAACCACAUUGUCACCACAACUUCAGCUUCUUUGUGGUUUAAGGAUAUUUCGUACAGGUUCUUACCAGAAAGGUUUUUUUCUAUUAAUGCUCAAAUAUGUGAUGCUGAUAUGAAAAUAAUGAAUGUUGUAAGUCGAUGGCCAGGUUCGACCCAUGAUGCUAGGAUUUGGGACAAUAGUGUUGUUGCUGCAAGAUUUGAAGCUGGUAUAGGCUAUAUGAUGGUUUACUUGUUGGUGAUAGUGGAUAUGCGUUGUCACUCAAGCUGAUGACUCCAGUAUU
Homalodisca vitripennis (glassy-winged sharpshooter) is the source of this 1568-nucleotide messenger RNA. Its product is annotated as putative nuclease HARBI1. The transcript has 3 exons. NCBI's taxonomy places the organism in Eukaryota, Metazoa, Arthropoda, Insecta, Hemiptera, Cicadellidae. The record is from RefSeq and is a predicted model, not a curated record. The coding region runs from base 605 to 1555 and encodes 316 amino acids.